Messenger RNA from Anthostomella pinea, 1131 nucleotides. The record is from the annotation of a GenBank genome assembly. Lineage: Eukaryota; Fungi; Ascomycota; Sordariomycetes; Xylariales; Xylariaceae.
AUGGGAUCCAUCAGUCCUGACUCAGCUCCCAAUGGCUUCAAUAGCCCCAGCUCGAGAGAAAGACCGGCGUUUCCCGCAGACCUACCAGUCGCACACAUCUCUAACAUCUCCCAUAAGAAGAUUUUAGAGGGUGACAUCGAUGAGAUCUCCAAGGUCAUCAAGUCUGCCAGAGACAUUGGGUUCUUCCGCGUUGAUCUCCGAGAGUCCGAGAUCGGCCAGCGGUUUCUCGCCGCCGCUGACAAUAUGUUUGCCUUGGCCGAAGAGACGUUCGACUUGCCGGCUGAGACGAAGCUUGCUGAUAGCUUCCUCAAGCAUGGUGACACUUUACUUGGAUACAAGGGCUUGGGGGCCUCCGUCGUGGAUAAAGAAGGUACCCGCGACAACAACGAGCAGUACUGGAUCGGCUGCGGUGACAUCGAGGGCAACGGCCGCUCGCGCGCCGUCUACAACGACGUGAUCAACAACAAGAUGGCCCAGCUUCAAGAGUUCAUCGACCUGGGCAAGAUUGUCACAGAUAGGUUCCUACUUAUCUUCUCUGCCGUCCUUGGGCUUGGGCCGGAAAGCAAGGACUUCCUGCCGAAGCUGCACAGUCACAGCAACAACUCCGGCAGCCAUGUUCGCCUGCUGAAGUGCCCGCCCAAGCCUGAGAAUGCCCAUGUGAACCUCCAGCCGCACACUGACUGGGGCACCCUGACCGUGUUGUUCAACAUGCUGGGCGGGCUCCAGAUUUUUGUCCCAGAGAACCUUGUCGCCCCCGGAGAAGAAGCCGGCUGGAAGUACGUCAAGCCGGAACCCGGGAUGGCUCUCUUCAACCUAGGCGAUGCAUUCGUCAAGUGGUCCGACGGCGAGCUGAAGAGCACCAUCCACCGGGUUUCAAACCCUCCCGGCGAUCAGGCGAAGCACACCCGCUACAGCCUGGCGUACUUCACCCGCCCGAAUCACAACGUUCCGCUCAAGCCGCUCGGCAGGAAGGUUGUGCCUGCGGAUGCGGCCACGCUGUACCCCACGUUUAAGGAGUGGGCGCUGAGGAGGGCUAUGGCUGGCAGGUCGGACAGCUUCAAGGAGGGCGACUGGGAGAAGGGGCAGGGGACUGAGACUGUUAUGAGUGCUCAGGCACGGGCGGCGGUCUGA